AUGGAAAAAUCUUCUUAUUUCAAGAUCCUUUCCAUUAUACUUUCUUCCUCAUGUUUCCUCAUAGCCAAUUUUAAAACCCUAAAACCCGAAAAACCUUGCAAACGAUUCGUUCUCUAUUACCACGACAUCCUCUUCAACGUUACAAAUACUGCGAAUGCGACCUCUGCAAAUGUUUCAAACCCUCCAAAUGUCAUAAGCGAUUUCAACUUUGGAAUGUUAGUUGUUUUCGACGAUCCAAUAACAGUAGAUCAGAAAUUGGUGUCAACGCCCGUGGCACGAGCUCAAGGGUUUUAUUUAUAUGAUAUGAAGACUACUUAUAAUGCAUGGUUUGCUUAUACAUUGGUGUUUAAUUCUAGUGAGUAUAAUGGUACGUUAAGUAUUAUGGGAGCAGAUAUUAUAGGGGAGAAAACUAGGGAUCUUUCUAUAGUUGGAGGGACAGGAGAUUUCUUCAUGGCUAGAGGUGUUGUUACGUUUAGUACUGAUGCUGUUGAAGGGUUGGGUUAUUUUCGUCUAAAAAUGGAUAUUAAGUUGUACGAAUGCUAA
Nicotiana tabacum (common tobacco) is the source of this 543-nucleotide messenger RNA. Its product is annotated as dirigent protein 5-like. NCBI's taxonomy places the organism in Eukaryota, Viridiplantae, Streptophyta, Magnoliopsida, Solanales, Solanaceae. The record is from RefSeq and is a predicted model, not a curated record.